Messenger RNA from Anoplopoma fimbria (sablefish), 3432 nucleotides. Its product is annotated as voltage-dependent calcium channel subunit alpha-2/delta-4-like. The record is from RefSeq and is a predicted model, not a curated record. Gene Ontology annotation, cellular component: voltage-gated calcium channel complex. Gene Ontology annotation, molecular function: voltage-gated calcium channel activity. Lineage: Eukaryota; Metazoa; Chordata; Actinopteri; Perciformes; Anoplopomatidae. The coding region runs from base 1 to 3432 and encodes 1143 amino acids. The transcript has 41 exons.
AUGCCAGCAGCGGGACGGGUUCAUCUGGACAUGACGGAGAGCGUUCAGGGUCCAAACCGCACCACCAAGACCACCAAGACCACCGAGACCACCACCAUCUUCUUCUUCUUCUUCUUCUUCUUUGGAAGCAGGAUGGAGGGCAGGACACCAGGAACGAGGAAGCCCCUGAGGAUUCUGGGAUUUUUCUGCUUGUGGAUUACAGCUCAGGCUCAGAUGAAGAUCCCACCGGAGACGGUGCAGCAGUGGGCGAUGGAGUUCUCCGUUCAGCUUCGAGACUUCACCACCAAAUACUCCGGCUCUCUGCUGCUGCAGAAGAAACUGAAGGAUGUGGAGUCCAUCAUUAAGAUCGUGGAGUUGGAUGGAAAUGACCUGGUGAAGGAUUACUCGGAUGAAAUCGAGCGAAUGUUGGGAAGCAAGAUGAAGUCGGUGAAGAGGUUGGCGGAGUCGGCAGAGGACGCCGAUCUGUACCACGAUUUCAACGCCACCAUGAAGUUCGAUUACUACAACUCCAUGCUGAUCAACACGGCGGACGAGGACGGGAACAGCGUGGAGCUGGGAGGAGAAUUUCCUCUGGAGGAGAACGAGCACUUCAACAACCUGCUGGUGAACACGCUGAUGAGCAACAUCCAGAUCCCCACCAACGUCUACAACAAAGACCCCAACAUCCUCAACGCCAUCUACAACUCCGAGGCAUUGAACGACGUCUUCAUCAGAAACUUCCAGAAGGAUCCCACGCUCACAUGGCAGUUCUUCGGCAGCUCGACCGGCUUCUUCAGGAUUUACCCCGGUAUUAAAUGGACUCCAGACUCCAACGGUGUGGCCGCUUUUGACUGCAGGAACAGAAACUGGUACAUCCAGGCAGCCACGUCUCCCAAAGACAUCGUCAUCAUGGUGGACAUCAGCGGCAGCAUGAAGGGGCUGAAGAUGACCAUCGCCAAACACACCAUCAACACCAUCCUGGACACGCUGGGGGAGAACGACUUCGUCAACGUCAUCGCUUACACUGACUAUGUCCGGUACGUGGAGCCGUGCUUCAAAGGAACUCUGGUUCAGGCCGACUUAGACAACAGAGAGCACUUCAAGCAGCUGGUGGACGAGCUUCACGUUAAAGGAGAAGCCAAGAUCAAGAACGCCAUGAAGGAGUCCUUCAAGAUCCUCAACGAGGCCAGGGCGAGCGGUCAGGGCAGCAUGUGUAACCAGGCCAUCAUGCUGAUCACAGACGGAGCCAUGGAGGACUUUGAGUCCGUCUUUGAGGAGUUCAACUGGCCCGAACGCAGGGUGCGAGUCUUCACCUACCUGAUCGGCAGAGAGAUGACCUUCGCCCAAAACACCAAGUGGAUCGCCUGCAACAACAAAGGUUACUACACACACAUCUCCACGCUGGCCGACGUGCAGGAGAACGUCAUGGAGUACCUGCACGUUCUCAGCCGGCCGAUGGUCAUCAACCACGACCACGACAUCAUCUGGACGGAGGCCUACAUGGACACUGUGCUUCCCAGCACCAAGGAGCUCUUCACCACCAAAGCUCAGAGUCUGCUGCUGAUGACCUCGGUGGCCAUGCCGGUGUUCAGCAAGAAGAAGGAGACGCUGUCCCAUGGGAUCCUGCUGGGUGUGGUCGGCACCGACAUCCCGCUGAUGGAGGUGAUGAAGCUGGCGCCCAGAUACAUGCUGGGAGCUCACGGAUACGCCUUCCUCAUCACCAACAACGGCUACAUCCUGGCACAUCCUGACCUUCGACCUCUGUACAAAGAUGGAAAGAAACUGAAGCCGAAGCCGAACUACAACAGCGUGGAUCUGUCUGAGGUGGAGUGGGAGGACACAGAAGAGAAGCUGAGAACGGCCAUGGUGAGAGGAGAGACGGGCUUCAUCCGGCUGAGCAUCAGAGCGUCAGUGGACAAAGGGAAGCGACCUCUGUUCCUCGUCAACGACUACUUCUACACAAACAUCGACGAGACUCCUUUCAGCUUCGGCAUGGUGCUGACCAGAGGACACGGACGCCUGAUGUUUAUUGGAAACGUCUCCGUGGAGGAAGGUUUACAUGAUCUCACCUCCCCCGACCUCAGCAUCGCCACCGAGUGGACGUACUGUGAGACCGACAUCGACCCGAGUCACCGGAAAUACUCUCAGCUUCAGGCCGCCAUCCGCUACCUGCUGGGGAAGGAGCCCGACCUGGAGUGUGACGAGGUGCUGCUGCAGCAGACGCUGUUCGACGCCGUGGUGACGGCUCCACUGGAAGCCUACUGGAACGCCCUGAUGCUCAACGACAGGGUGGAGCCGGGGGUGGAGACGGCGUUCCUCGGUACCCGUGCCGGUCUGAUGAGGAUCAUGAGAUACGCCGGAGUGGAGACCAGAGUUGCAAAGAGGUUUCUGACGGCGACCGACAAAGACAACCUGUUCACCACCGACCACUUCCCUCUGUGGUACCGGCUCGCCGUGGAAAACACUCCGGGCAGCUUCUUCUACUACGCCAUCAACGACAAAGGAGUGAAGUACGUGAUCGGGACGACAGCAGUGACGGUGUCCUCUGAAGGGAGGACGGCGAUGGCCGGAGCUAUCGGGCUGCAGAUGUCCUUGGAUUUGCUUGAAAAGAGGUUCUGGGCCAUCGCCAAGCAGCCCAGCGACACAGACUGUUCAGCCAUCGAAGGCGUGUGUCCUCUCAGCUGUGAGAGCGCUGAUCUGAACUGUUUCCUGGUCGACAACAACGGAUUCAUCGUGCUGUCCAAAGAGAGGAACGAUGUCGGCCGGUUCUUCGGCGAGGUGGACGGGUCGGUGAUGGCGUCGCUCAUCAAGAUGGGGAUGUUCAAAAAAGUGUCGUUGUUCGACUACCAGGCGAUGUGUAAGAACAGCCAUCAUCACGCCAGCAGCGCCCGGCAGCUGCUCAGCCCGUUUUAUGUCAUCGCUGCGUUGAUCAGGUGGUUGUUCUCCAACGCUCUCAUGUUCCUGCUGGACUUUAACCUCUGUGGCCUCUGGCACUCUGACUACUUUGUGGACGCCAAGGCCGGCUAUCACACCAGUCAUAAGCAGAAGAAGGUGGACGCUCUGCAGCCCUGUGACACGGCGUACCCCGGCUUCAUGUACGACUCGUCUAUCAGAGAAGCAAACAGCCUCAUCAAGUGUGGACGCUGCCAGAAGAUGUUUGUGGUGCAGCAGGUUCCUGACAGUAACCUGGUUCUGGUCGUGGCUCAGGCCGACUGUGACUGCUCCCGUCAGUACGGACCGAUCCUCCUGGAGCCCAAAGAGAUCAAAUAUAACGCCACAGUGAAGUGCAACAGGAUGAAAUCCCAGAAGGUGCGGCGGCGUCCCGAGUCCUGCCACGCCUACCACCCCAAGGAAGAUGCGAAGGAGUGCGGGGGGGCGUCGGCCGUCUUCCUGUCGCUCUCCGUCUUCUCGUCCUCUCUGCUCGUCUCGUUGCUCCUCCACCAUUGGACGUAA